Messenger RNA from Rotaria sp. Silwood2, 2100 nucleotides. The record is from the annotation of a GenBank genome assembly. Lineage: Eukaryota; Metazoa; Rotifera; Eurotatoria; Philodinida; Philodinidae.
AUGCGUACAGCCUCGUUUUUCGACUUUCUACCUGUCGAAAUUAUGCACUUGAUUUUUAGUUAUUUCCAGUCUCAUGAAAUUCUUUUAUCAUUUUCAAAUACUAGCAAUCAUGUUGAUAGUGUUUUACGCUCAUAUGCAUCAUAUAAAAUCAAUUUCAAAUCAAUUUCUAAGUCUCAUUUUGAUCUUGUUUGUCGUCGAAUUCAACCUUCACAAAUUAUUACACUGAUUCUUUCCGAUGCUGAUGAUACACCAGGUCAAUCUGCAUUAUUUUUAACACAUUUUCGGCUCGAACAAUUCAGUCAACUUCAAUCAUUAAGGUUAAUCAAUAUUGAAUUUGAUUCAUUGACUUCAAUCUUGUUGAAUUUACAUCAUCUUCAACGACUACAUUCAUUCACAUAUGAUUCGAAGACAAUAAAAAUACACUCUCCAAAUCGGAUUCAUAAUUAUUCAGAUUGGAUCAAUCAAUUGAAUAGUUCCUUAUCGAAAGCUAUUGUUCGAUUAAUGCCUCAAUUGAAUCGACUAAGUCUUUCCAAUUUCACAAUUUUGCCUACAAUGUCACUUACACGUCUGCGUCAUUUGAAAAUGGGAAUUACGACAAUCGAUGAAUUUCGAACGAUUCUUUCUGAAAUACCAUACUUACAUUCAUUGAGCAUUUCUCUUCAUGAUGAGGCAUCACAUAGUGAACAUUUAUUACUAUCAUCUCAUAUGAAAUUAAAACAUCUUACUCUCAAGAUUGAAAAUUCACAAGUUUCUAUGGAUCAAGUUGAACAAUUGUUGCUGAAAUUGAUUCAUCUAACACAUCUUGAAUUGUAUGCCACUGGUCACAAUGAUUUGGCUAAUGGAAAUCGUUGGCAGAUUGUGUCAAAUAGUCUCACUGUGUUAAAUUUCAAGUUUAAAAUUCUCGAGACACUAACUAAAGAAAUUCUCAAAUCUUUUUGCACUUCAUUUUGGCUUGUCGAGAAACGUUGGUAUGUGGCUUAUGAGGAAGAUUAUCUUUUUACAGUACCUCACUUUGCUCCUGUCGACGUUAAUUUUUUUCAACUUCAACAACAUGUUCCUUGGACAACCUUCGAUAAAAGAAUGCUCUACAAGCAAGCGACUAAAAUCUCUGCGAUGCUGUCGUCCGAUGACAUACUUGGCAGUUUAUUGGAUUCUCUUUUUCGACGUUUCUAUGAUCCAAACAUCCUAUUAAGAAUCAUAGCGACGAAGAUUGACAUGUGUCAAAUACAACAAAUGACUCUGCUGUCAUUAACAGAUAUAGAAUAUUUAAAACUAUACUUUCCUCGAAUGUCUGAUCUUCAGAAAUUAUCCAUUGCAGAAGAAAUUAAUAUAGAUUUGGUUGAACAAAUGCGAGAUUAUCGAAUGAAACAAAUUCGGACACUUGAAUGUUGUCUUUCCACUGAAAACACAAGUUACAUAAUCGAAAUAUUGUUGCGCCUUUUUCCACACGUGAAACAUUUAUAUGUUUCGUCCAUCAGUUCAAAAAUGGAUAUGAUUCGUUUGAUUGAUGGAUUCCAUGAUUUGUCCAAUGCAUCAUUUAAGACUCAUUCAAAGUUUGGUAAUAUCGAACAGCGUUGGUAUUUCGAACCAGAACUAUUAAUGUAUGGCUCACGACGUUUGGCCAAAAGUACUUAUACAUGUCGAUUGAAUAGUCUGCUUGAUGAACAAUCAUCUAUCACUAUACAGAUCUGGAUCGAAGCUCAAGUAAGUGAUCUUCAUUCGGAUGUUACUAAAGCAAUGUUAUUCAAUAAAUUUGCAAAUGCCGGACCACUUCUAUCGAUUCGAGUCUAUUGUGAUUUGAUUAUUCGACGGUCACUUGGCUAUGCUUAUGUUAAUUUUCAGCAACCAGCUGAUCGUAUGCAAAAGUUUAUAAUAUUAUCAACUGAAUGGGUACUUGAUACAAUGAACUUUGAUUUAUUUCGUGGUCGUCCAUUACAUAUUAUGCGGUCUCAACAUGAGACCGCUCUACGUAAAUCAUGUGUUGGAGGUGUAUUUAUUAAAGAUUUUGAUAAGAAAUCACUCUAUGAUAUAUUUUCAGCUUUUGGCACAAUUUUAUCUUGCAAAAUAUUGACAGGUGACAAUGAGCAAUCAAAAGGUUAA